Messenger RNA from Anguilla rostrata (American eel), 6218 nucleotides. RefSeq names its product protein ENL-like. Lineage: Eukaryota; Metazoa; Chordata; Actinopteri; Anguilliformes; Anguillidae. Gene Ontology annotation, biological process: positive regulation of DNA-templated transcription. The transcript is spliced from 13 exons. The coding region runs from base 1694 to 3520 and encodes 608 amino acids. Gene Ontology annotation, molecular function: chromatin binding. The record is from RefSeq and is a predicted model, not a curated record. Gene Ontology annotation, cellular component: transcription elongation factor complex.
CAUUGCUGGCAAGCUAGCUAGCUUCAUAAAAUGGGUCCGUGUGGUGCCGUAUCAGGCCUCGGGAGUUUGAAAUGGGUAGUAGCCUAGCCUUAGAAAAUAGAGCUCCUGGCUCCCAGUUAUUGAGGUGCGAUGAUGUCGCUGUGUUGAUGCUAACUACUGGAAACUAGUAGCAUGGGUGCUAUAUUGCUAGCCUAUGUGAUUGUAUUUUCCAUGUCUUCACAUUGAGAUUAAGCUCGUUGAAGGAAGGCGAGGAAAUGGAUAGCCAACGUUAGUUAGCAAGUUAGCUUAGUGCUGGUAGUGCAGGCCGGUGAGAAAGAUUGAAACUACUAGCGGGAACAGCUCUUGCUUCGCUAUAGCUGAUUAGCCCCAAGUCGUUUUGCUUAGCUAGUAGAAAGUAAGCUAGCUUUAGUCUUAUGCAUAUUGGAAGUGUUGUAGCUAGCUAGCAUGCCAGACAGACCUAAUUGUGUGAUUAUAUGUUGUAUUUUUUACGAUAGCGUAUUUAUGUUAUUUGAGGAUUUUGGCUGACUAGUUGGCAUUUAUUUGUAUUACACUGCGUGCCUUAGAAGUUAAACUUUGCUUAAUUCUGUGCUGUGCUGGCUUGACUAACUAUCGUGUUAGCAUGUGUACAUUUUUGUAAAUGGUACUUUUGACAUUAAGUUACUAAUGUUAACAAGCUAGGCUAUCUACCUAGCUAGGAAAAUUGGCGUCAGCUAACUUGGUUUACUUACAAGUGUGACUGGCUCAUUCGACAGCUAAUUAAGUUAUUGCUUUGCACAUAGCAAGGUAGGGAGAAACCUAUCUAUCAAUAUAUUGCCCUAUUUGGAAUGUGGCUGGCUCACUGAGUAAGCUAGCUUGCUAACUACCCGGCCUUAGCCUACUUUGUUGAACAAUUAGUUAUGUAGGUGCCCUCAGUACACCUAGCAGUAGCAAGCCACUCGGCAGAUCGUUAACUUUUUAGCAAACACUUCAAAGCAUACUUUCUUCUAUUCACUUAAAAUAAGUUGAUCAAAAUAAGCUCUUAGAAGUAUAUUGAUUUUAAGUCUUGUGGCUGGCAUUUGUUACUGUCCUAAUAUGAAGCCGGGUAGAAAAGCAGAGCAACUUCUUGCCGGAAAAGCCAAGUCUACAGUCGUCGUACGUUGGACCGUUCAAUCGCAGUCAGAAAGGAUAACAUAAGCAAAAGGAAAGUCAGGUUAUUAUUUGUUUGAGUCGUAUCUGGUUUUUGGAUUUGUAUUUUUUAAUUAUUUUUUAAAAUGAUGGUUAGCCUAGAUGCCUUGAUUUUUAAUAAGAGGAUGUCAGUUGAAUAUCCUGAUUAGUCUAUGGUUCGCAGAAAUUCUUCGCAGUUAAAGUUGACGGGGCUGUAGGUAUGUCGUAAAGUUUGCCCGUUAACAAUUGCGAAAAAUUAGUGAAUUUGUUCGUCUAUCAGGCGCAGUUAACUGUUUGUUAGUGGUACCGCACUCUCAGCUCUGGUCGUAUCAUUUGUGCAUAAAAAAACCUUACCACCACCAUUCAUAUGGUGCAUUCUUUGUUGGUGUGCUUUGCUUCUGAGACCGACUAAAUACUAUACAUCAUUCAUCCCUUAAUGAUGCAAAUAUUUAUUGAUAUCCGGUGAGGUUGGCAUGAAUGUUCAAAUGAAUCUAGCUGUCAGGCUUCCAUGUUCACUGCAGUGUAGAUCCAUUACCCUUGCAAGCGUAUUAUGAGGCCAAAGCAGUGCUGUCAAGGAGGCAUGACCACUUUCACUCAGUGCACGGUGCAGGUGAAGUUGGAGCUGGGCCACCGGGCUCAGCUGCGGAAGAAGGUCACCACGGAGGGCUUCACGCACGACUGGAUGGUGUUUGUCAGAGGGCCCGAAAUGGGCGACAUCCAGCACUUUGUGGACAAAGUGGUGUUUCGACUGCAUGAGAGCUUCCCCAAGCCCAAGAGAGUGUGCAAGGAGCCACCAUACAAAGUGGAGGAGUCGGGGUAUGCCGGCUUCCUCAUGCCAAUAGAGGUCUAUUUCAAGAACAAGGAGGAGCCGAAGAAGGUGUGCUUCAACUACGACCUGUUCCUCAACCUGGAGGGGAACCCGCCCGUGAACCACCUGCGCUGCGAGAAGCUGACCUUCAACAACCCCACCCACGAGUUCCGCCGCAAGCUGCUCAAAGCUGGGGGGGUGAUGGUGGUGCCUGAGGGGGAGGAGCCUGUGUCCAGGCCCAGCCCUGACUACCCCAUGCUCCCCACAAUUCCACUCUCCGCCUUCUCCGACCCGAAGAAGACCAAGCCCUCCCACGGGUCAAAGGAGCCAAAUAAAGAUGGUAGUGGAGGCAGCAGCAAGGGUCCAAAGCCUCACAGGCCAGCCAAGGAGCACCGGGAGCGACCGCGCAAGGACUCCGAGAGCAAGGCCGUGUCCAAGGGCGAGAGCGACCGCGACCGCGACGGCGGCGGCGGCAGCAAGCCCGCCCGCGACCCCUCGUCAUCUUCCUCCUCCUCCAACUCCUCGUCCUCCAAGAAGACUGCCGAGGUCAAGCUGAAGGAGGAGAGCAAGGCCCCGCCCAAGGCGGCCUUCAAAGAGCCGAAGCUCACGCUGAAGGAGGGCAUGUCCCCGAAGGGCGGGGGGAGUGGGGGAGGGGGCGGAGGAGGGGGAGGAGGAGGGGGAGGAGGAGGGGGCCCGCCGGAGCCCAAGGCCCCCAGCAAGCGGCCCUCGGCCAUGGAGUCCCCCAAGCCCAGCGUCAAGAAGCCCAAGAAGGGGGCCCCCGAGGGGCCCAAGAGCGGCGGGGGCUUCUCUGGCACCUCCCCCCGCAUCUCCUCCUCCUCCUCCUCCACCACCACGGCAGCACCGCCCACCUACCCGGACAAGAAACCCCCGAAGAGCAAGCGGCGCUGGGUCAAGGUGAAGACGGAGACGCCGGAAGAGCCCAAAAAGCCGCCCGAGUCCGAGGAGUCCAACUCGGAAGACGAGGCCUCCUCCAAGUCUGAGCAAUCGGCCCCUUCGAGCCCCUCCAACUCCACCUCCAGCUCUGACUCCAGCUCGGACUCCGACUUUGAGCCCUCGCAGAAGCAAGGCCAAGGUCCCCUGCGCUCCAUGGUGGAGGACCUGCAGUCGGAGGAGUCGGACGACGACGACAGCAGCUCCGAAGGGGGGACGCCCGUCAAAACGAACCCGCCCAACCGCGACUCGCGUUUGAGCCUGGACAGCGAGAGCGACAGCAGCGACGGAUCCCACCCCCCGAGCCGAGAAGCCCCGCCUCCGCAGCAGAAACACAUCAACAACAAGAACUCUGGGAGAAAGAGCCCAGACCCUUGUACCAGGACAGAGAAGAUGUUGAAGAAAGGGUACGACAAGGCGUACACAGAGGAGUUGGUGGACCUCCACCGCCGACUGAUGGCUUUGAGGGAGAGGAACGUCCUACAGCAGAUCGUGAACCUCAUCGAAGAGACCGGCCACUUCAAUGUCACCAACACCACCUUCGACUUUGACCUCUUCUCCCUGGACGAGUCGACGGUCCGUAAACUACAGAGCUACCUGGAGGCCACAGCCACGUGACAGGAAGCGUCCUUCCAGGCGAGGAGUCUUCUCCAACUCCGCCGUCUCCGCCAGGACCCCGGAGGGGAGGUGUGAGGGGCGCUGAGAGAAAGAGGAACCCGUGAGAGCGCCCGGCGGCGAGGGACGGACGGACGAGCGGAGCCGCAGAGAAGGAAAGGAGAGGACCACGAACGGCACGAAACGAAGCGAACCUUGCUAGGACGCGGCCAGAGGCCGGGCCGAUUGGACCGGAGGAGUGUCGCGUGCAUUGCGGCCCAGCAGUUCCUCUGCCUUCCAGCCUCACCCAUCGUCUCCCCUUCUUCUGCCCUUUCUCCUCUCAGAACCUGACCCCAUGUAUUUCUACACGCUUGUCUUCGGGUAGAGCAACGGUAGAACUGUGUUGUACACUUUGCACCAAAGCUUGAGUGGCAGCUGUCAUCUUGCUCCUGGUCCUGGCACCAGGAGCAAGCCCUGCAUCCUGGCUCUCCAUCACUCUCCACACUCACCCUAUCCCUGCUGCAUUCACAUUUCUUCUUUUCAAAAUACUGGUGACUUCUCCUCAGGCCCCAUACCUUCCCCUUCCCAAGCUCCUUCCUGUCCUGCCUCUACUUUGCCCACCCACGGCAUCAUGGGUACGUGCAAGGGAUUAAUUUGCAAGGAACUAAGAGGAGGAGCCUCUUGAGGGGGGUGAAGAAGCAUUGAGAAGCAGCCUUUCAAGUUUGAGUCAAUAAAUUGGUCACGCCUUGUAUUUAACUCUUAUUUUAUUGCUGUUUUCAGGCAUUUUUGCUAGCCAAAAUGGAUACGGUUAAGAAUUGCGAGGCAUGAAUGUACUUUCGUCUUGUUUUUGUACAAAUUUUUUUUAAUGGGCUCACAAGAAGCGCUCCCCCCCCCCCCCCCCCCCGCCUCCUCAGUGCCUUUAUCUUCAAGGGGGGGCGGUUUGUCUGUCACUUGGAAAAACUGGGACCCCCCUCCACCCCCACCCCGUGGUCAGAAUGCGGCCCAGACCGGCGAAGAGUUGUCCAGUUGGGGUUCCCCUCGACUGCAUCUUAAGGCGGAGGGGGCAGGACAGGCCUUCAGAGGACAGAGCUUCACCAAACAGAACAGACCCGGGCGAAAGGCGAUUUCUCACGUGUCCGAUGGAAGGUGCAAUUUCGAGGUCGGGUUCAGCAGAAUGGAUCUACGUCAGAUGAGGUCCCAGGAGCACUGGAAUUCUGCGUCAUGUGCUAGUUCAGACAGCCAUAACCAAACCCACUGUGGCUCCUCAGUCGACCCUUUUACACUUGAACUGCCCCCCCCCCCCCCACGCGUAUGGUCCAUGUGAAAUGCCUAUUUAUUGUGACUUUGAUAGCUUUAAUGGUGGACUCCACUCCGUUGCUAGGCUAGCGGUGCAAAGAAGUCUUUCAUGGAUGAGUGGAGAGUUCGAUUCAAAGUGUCUAAAACUGUGAGAAAGCACAUUUUCCACAGCGCCUGGCUGACCCUCUCUUUCUUUCCUGGGGAAAAGAUAAACUGAUGUCGUCCCCCCCCCCAAAAAAAAACAAUUUCUGUGGGGAAACCCAACCGCAAAAACGCAGGAGAGGGAGCAAACGGCCAUGUGUGUGUGUACCAGUCCAUAAUUGUGCGCCUGAACUUUUAAACUCCAGAACCCAGAGUCCACCAACUUUGACCUUUGACCCAGGCGCUCAGCACGUCCCUUGUUUGUAAACAAAUGGGAACAGAAAGGGGUGGAGGAACAGCCCUCGACCCCCAAGAGAGUCCCUCCGUCUACUGACAGUCAGUUUAAUUUAUAUACCUCUGCACUUUUGUGGCUGUGGCGACUUCAGUACUUAUGGAAUUAUCUAAACUGUAUUUUUAAUGAUUUUAUACUAUAUUUACAUGCAAAAUAGUAUUGAUUUUUUGCCUACCUUUUUUAAAAAAGUUCUAUUUAAUUGUUCUAGUAUUUUUAUUGGCAUGUUAUGUCAUACAAAGAAACACAGCCCCCAGAUCUGUAUACGUUAGCCUUAGUAUCACAUUUAUUUUUUAUUUUACAGUUGGACACUAGUAUUUCAUUUUAUUUUUGUUCUUUUUUUUUUUUUUUUUAACAGUCGGACACUAUGUGGCAGGUUUUAUUUUGGAGGGCGUGUAUUCCUUGUACGAUAAGCUGACUCGGUUGUUGUCUUAGGAAAGCAUGUAGAGCAGACUGAAUGUGUGCUUAUUAGAUUGUUACUGAAAGUAAUGUGCGUGUGUGUGUCGAAUAUUUGAGUGUUUUUACUCAAAAUAUGUGGCACCGUUCUAGUCGUCUGUACUCUGUGAGGUAUGGUUACAACACCCAGGCACAAAGUCUCAUUCCCACAUUUUUUCCCUUUGCUCCAAGCAGUUUCUGACCUCUAACACGCAAGGACAGAAAAAAAUGUACCAUAGGAAAUCAGAAUUGGGGUGGUAGAACAAAGCAUUUCAGCUUGACUGCAGGAUAACCUGCAGAUUAUCUUAGGGAUGUAAUGUGGGAGGAGACUGUGCUGUGCUGGUGGGUGUGGUUUGUAUCUGCUGGGGUGGGUUGUAUUUAACAGGGGUAUUGAAGAUGGAAUUGGUGGGUUCCAUGGACAGAACAGAAGCUCAAAUUUGGUAUUGUGAGUUUGGUAUUAACUUGGCAUUUCGUGCCACCAUGUGGCCAUAUAGUGCAAGUUGUAACAAGAACUAUAAUUUUUAUUUUUGAAUCAUAUUAAUAAAGUCAGUGAGUACUGUC